This is a messenger RNA of Kluyveromyces lactis, 2412 nucleotides long. RefSeq names its product Vps53p (gene VPS53). Bases 1 to 2412 code for a protein of 803 amino acids. Gene Ontology annotation, cellular component: GARP complex. The transcript has a single exon. NCBI's taxonomy places the organism in Eukaryota, Fungi, Ascomycota, Saccharomycetes, Saccharomycetales, Saccharomycetaceae. The record is from RefSeq and is a predicted model, not a curated record. Gene Ontology annotation, biological process: retrograde transport, endosome to Golgi.
AUGAUUUCAGAAUCUUUGGAAUACGAUCCCUUACACGAUCUUCAACAGAUAUUCUCGAAGCAGGAAUCUUUAUCAGAUAUUGAUAACCUAGUGCUAUUAACCGAAAAAUGUAAAUUUAAUUUAGAGGAGCGGGUACGAGAAAGCAAUAACACCAGUUCAGAAGUCAAUAGUUUAGAAGACAAUUAUGAUUUCCACAAGUUGUUUGAGAAGAUAAAUUCAACGAAGUCUCUGUCACAGAUUACUGAAGCAACCAUAUCCGACUUGACACAUGAUAUUUCAGAUUUGGAUAACGCUAAGAGGAAUAUAACGAGAUCGAUGACGUGCUUUGAAAAUUUGAAGAUCUUGAGUGAUGCAUACGUGAACUCUAAAAAGUACAUGCAAGCUGAAAAAUACAUUGAAAUGUGCGGCCCCUUUAAAGUUAUGCAUUCCUUAUCUGUAUCUUUCCACGAAUAUAAAUCUUUGGAUGAGUUUUGUAAGUUUCUAAAUCAAAUUCAUCGUUUAGAGAGUGAUACACUAUUGGUGUGUGAGAGAGUAACGAAAGAAGUGCUUAGGGAUGGGUCUAACAGUAAAUAUGACAGCAAAACGAUGAAAGACGGUAUAUGUUGCCUUGCGGACACUAAUAAGCAUUAUAAAGAAAGGAUUGUGCAAUUGUGUUUGGAUUCUCUAUUGUAUGAAAUUAAAGAAAUCUUCCAAAUUGAUGAUGAAGCUGGUUCUUUGGAGAAUUUGUCUAGACGUUACAUCUUCUUCAAAAAAGUAUUAAAUAAUUUCCAGUCUACUUUCAGCGAAUAUUUCCCAUCAGAAUGGGAGAUACCUUUGAAACUAACGGAUUCUUUCUUCACAAUGACGUCUAACGAUUUGAAAACAUUAUUGAAGAGAGAUUUGUCCGGUACCACCUCCAUUGACCUAUUCAUGCAAUCGUUACAAACUACCUUAGAGUUUGAAAAAUACAUAUCAGUGAAGUUUUCCCAUAUAUACGAGGGUAAAAUAUCCACUUGCUUUGAGCCAUAUUUGAAAUUAUGGGUUAGACACCAAGAUUCAUCUUUGAACGCCAAGAUGUUGACAUAUCUUAAUGAGACCAAGCUCCCAGCUAAAAAUGAAUCGCUUGUCGUUCCAUCCAGUGCAGACUUGUUUAGAACUUAUAGACACAUUCUUUCUCAAACUUUCAGCUUGAUAGAAGGCGGUAAUAAAUCGACCAUAAUGGUGGAAUUGGCGGUUUUCUUCGUCAAAUGGUUGAAUGAAUAUUAUGAAAAGAUUUUGAAACCAUUGUUGUUACCUGAGGAUACACAAAUCGAUGAUAAGAAUGAAGUAGUGAAAUAUACCGUUCUUCUUGUCAAUACAGCAGACUAUUGCGCAAAUACAAUUGAUCAAUUGCAAGAUAAACUCUGUGAAUAUCUUGAGAAUGAUGAGCCAAAUAUCAACAAAGUUGCAGCCAUUUUUGAACCUACAAGGCAAAAAUACAUGGAUCUCGUAUCGGGUGGUAUCAAUUUACUACUAAAUCGCAUCCUGAAGAAAGAUUUGGAAUUUGUAUGGAGGGAGUUCACAAACACAAAUUGGGCUAAUACAAUGGUGGAAGAUUACAGCAGAUAUGUGACUACCUUACAGAGUAUCCUCCUACCAACAAGAUCGGAAAAUUCAACAUUUUACUCCACUGUUUCUCAAUUCAAUAGAGAUCUUUAUGGUUGGAAUUUUAUUGAUAAAACUAUUGAUUUAAUAGCUAUCUCUUUUGAAUCUCAAAUUAUAAAGCUCUUGAAACCAGCUUUACCAUAUGGCACUCUUAAUUCGAAAAGACAGUUCGAUGUGAAGCAAGUGAUAAAUAUCGCAGAACAAUUAUUGUUAGACGUUCAACUAUUGAAGACAACGUUGCAUUCACUUCCGGAAAGUUUACCGCAACAUGACACAUCAGCUAAAAGAGUCACGAAACACAUAGAUAGUAAUGUGGAAAAACUAAUGCAUCUUUUAAAGUUACUUGUCUCUCCUAUUGACCCUGAUACAACAUACUUGGAAACCUAUUAUGCAAUAACCGCAAGUCAGAAUACAAACUCAAAUUUCUGGGCAUUUAUACUAGCGCUAAAAGGUGUACCUUGGGAUUUGGCACUUUGGAAAAGAGUAUGGUCAGAAUUUCAACAAUCAGAUGAUGAUACUCAACCGAUGAAACCAGAUGACCUUAUUUUCAACCCUAGAGAACUACAAAACUUUAUUUACAAUCUAUCGAGGGUAUCAGAUCCAUCAUGGAAAACAUUUUUGGAGGAAGACCUCAAGAUUAAACCUGUUCCACGUCCUGAUUUAUCCGUAGCUAUACAGUCCUCCCCUAGUCCACCCACUGGGUCUCCAUCCCCUAAGAUUCCUGGACAUAAAUUGAAUGAGAUAAAAAACCUUAUGUCAAACUCCAGUUUUUUUUUCAAGAAGGGCUAA